Molecule: messenger RNA, 1675 nt
Organism: Vigna radiata var. radiata (mung bean)
Lineage: Eukaryota; Viridiplantae; Streptophyta; Magnoliopsida; Fabales; Fabaceae
Exons: 4
Coding region: 7-1410 (467 amino acids)
Biological process (GO): regulation of DNA-templated transcription
Cellular component (GO): nucleolus
Molecular function (GO): DNA binding; transcription factor binding
Source: RefSeq, a predicted model, not a curated record
CAGCAAAUGGCAUUCGAAUUGAAUACAAUCCAGAAUGAGUUUGGGGAAGAUGAAGAAUGUCCGGCGGUAAAAUACACCCUUCAAAGGCUCAUCACCGGCCUUUCUAACUCCCCAGAGGAAGUAUACGAUCGUCUAUUGGGCCGCUUGAUGGCCUACAAAGCUUUAGCCCUCAUAGGAAGACUUAUUAGGGAGUAUGACCUAAAAGAAUUCAUAUCGGCAGUAAUAUCCAUUGCAUAUAGAGACAGAAAUUUGCAACUUCCUGCCGCUUAUGUAAUAUUGACUUUAGUGGAUGAGUUGCCCCUCGAGGCUGUCACCAAACAUAUUAUAGGAGCUCCUGAGCUACAGGAGUGGUUUGACACGGCCAUGGAGGUAUUUAAUUAUUUUAAUGGUGAUCAAGAAUAUGAACUCAUCCAAGCAUUGUGGCUUCUUAAGAAGAGACAGCUAGAUAUGGCUGAGGAUGAUGAUACUGAGAGUGAUAGCCAAACAGAGAGUGAUAAUAGCCCGAGUGCAGAUGAAGACGAAGAUGAUAAUGGUGAUGAUUUGGAGAUUGGCCAAAUACUGGAAGAAAACAACAAAAAUCCUACCCAGCUUCUGGACAAACUAAAAAUUCUUACUCUAUUAAGAAUUUUCACUCACAUGGAUCCAGAUAGGUCUCGUUUUCGUAGGAGGUACCUAAAGUUGGCUCAAGGAUUAGUUAAUCUUCACACGGGAAAAGUGAGUGAGCAGCCUGGACAACAAAUAUGGGAAAAAAUGCAAAAACGCAUAUUUAGAAUAACGGAUCAUCCAGGUGAUGCUGCCACUUUACAUACUCUAGAGUAUCUUUUAAAAAAAAGUGUGAACCUCGCUUCAGAACCUUUCAAAAUGAAGAAUCGACCUAAUGGAUUUUGGAGAUUAUUGUUUCAAAAUCGACCUUUCGGAAUUUUUGGAUACUUGAAGCAGUCCGCUGCCUGGAACAGAGACGAAAUGGUUUCGUCUCUCGCCCGAACCAUGACUUUUUGGCUUUUAGAAAUUAUAGAGUCAAGAAAUUUUCGUAAGGAAGAGGUGCAAAAUAUUUUUGAAAUUUUCUUCGACGUAGUAGAGGAGUAUUUUAACAAUGAGAAAUCUCAAAUCGAAGCUGGGUUCUUAAAAGAUAUAUUUCGAAGAGCACCAUGGAUUGGAUGUGAAAUAGGUAACUAUCUUUUAGAUAUAUGUGAACAUGAGAUGCCAUGUUUUCUACAACUGGAGGCUGUUGAUAUGCUUGAGAUAAUAAUGAAGCCCUUUUUCUCAUACUACGGCAACUAUCAUCCAUGGGCAAUCCGUACGAGAAACAAUUUGGAUGAACUUCGUAGCGAUGUGCAGGGUAAUGAACAGGAAAACUCAACAAUGUUAAAAAAGUUGUGUCAGGGUUUUCAAGAUUCUGUCAAAGCUUAAACAAAGCUUAUUUUAAAGCUUUGGCAGAAAUAUGUCAUUUUUUUUAAUUGUUGGUCUUUUGGGACAUGCUAUGGAUUUUGUAAACUUAGGGAUUAUCUUGUCAAAGAGUUAUCGUUUCAGACAUUAGUGUUUUUUUCUUCGGAAAAGUAUUUUCAAAUGCAAACCAAAGGCUAUAUAGAGAACAAGUGAAUACCACUUGACGAUGAUGAAUCACUGCUUGAACUGCUACUUGCAUGCCCUCCACCAAAGAAUGUCCUCAACUCAG